Talaromyces marneffei is the source of this 2136-nucleotide messenger RNA. RefSeq lists its product as uncharacterized. NCBI's taxonomy places the organism in Eukaryota, Fungi, Ascomycota, Eurotiomycetes, Eurotiales, Trichocomaceae. Gene Ontology annotation, molecular function: RNA binding. Gene Ontology annotation, biological process: mRNA splicing, via spliceosome. The record is from RefSeq and is a predicted model, not a curated record. The transcript is spliced from 7 exons. Gene Ontology annotation, cellular component: nucleus. Bases 1 to 2136 code for a protein of 711 amino acids.
AUGGCACACGACAACAGAUACCCGCCAUAUCGCUCGUCAGGCUACGACGACCGCAUGUAUGACGACCGAUACUCAAGAUCUCGCUCUGUUGAGCGCGGACAAUACCCUCUACAUGACCAUACACGAGAUGCCCCUCGAGGACCCGCGGGCCAUAGAAGACCCGAGUACCCGGAAGAUCGAGAUCGAGAUUAUAGAGGAAGCCGCGACGACUUCCGCCGCUCGUCUCCGCAUCGAAGCGGUGGUGGCGGCCGACAAGCCGGCUAUAGAGACCGCGAUCGCGAAGGGUACCGUUCACCAGAAUACGAUGACACCCGCAGCAGAAGUCCCAGUCGCAGUCGGAGUCGUGGUCGUAACCGGGACCGUGAUCGCGAACGCCAUCGUGGACAUGUCCAAGAAAGCCGAGAAGUCAUUAUGGAAGGAUUGCCGGUGGAUAUGGUUGAGGAAGACAUCUCGAAUGAAUUGGUUGAAUAUUAUCAUGUGCAAGGAUUGGAAGACGUCCGAGUUAUUCGUGACAGGCAGACCAAAAUAUCGCGGCAGAUUGGCUUCCUUCGUUUCUAUAGUUUGAACGACUCCAGAGCAUUCAUCGAACAGAACGCGCCGACUUUAUAUCUCUAUGGACGGAAUACGGGCAACGACGAACGCGGUGCCAAAGUUCGCAUAUCUUAUACUCGAGAAAGAGACGACCGUCGCGGUAAACCGGAGGGCGAGUGGACAUGCAGAAACUGUUCGUUUGAAAACUUUGCUACUCGUCAAAAAUGCUUCCGCUGUCAGGCCGAUCGUGCUGAAGCGGAAAUGGCUCCAGAAGAGUUACCUGCUCGUGUAGGUAAUAUCGGUGACAACGAUGUAGCUGCGGAUAACACGCCUUCUCAGUUCCUACUAUUUAGAGGACUGGACAGCUCGGUCACGGAAGAAGUCUUCUCUAAAGGCGUACAAAAACUAUAUAAGCCCGUCUCUGAUGAGAAUCAAAACACAGAAACUGGGCCAAAGAAGUCCAAAGUCGCUUCUACUACAGGCGAUUCGAAUCUUGGGGCCAGAGAAGGUUCCUUGCGGCGGGUGUUGCUUGUUCGUGAUCGACGUAGCAACGAGAGCUGGAAAUUCGGAUUUGCAGAGUUUGCUACUCUUGAGGAUGCACAAGCAGCUUUGGUGAAGUUGAAUUCUUUUGAAAAGUUUACCAUCGCCUCGAGACCAGUCUUGGCGAGUUAUAUCCAUGCCGGUGUUUUCGUUCCAGUCAUCAACCCUACCCCUAGCGCAGUGAGGUUUACAUUUAGUCCGUUGAAUAACGCGGCGAUGAAACUCGCAUACUGGGAUGAGGAUGGCUAUGUCACGGAACUGGUAGUUUCAACGGAGGAUCUCGAUAAAAAGUCAAAAUCAGAAUCAAAAUCUACGAAAGAUGGUGACAAAGCGAAGAAACGAAAAGCAGAGGCGUCUAGUUCUGCUGGCGUCAAGAAAAUGGCUGUUCCUUCACAUCUCCAAUUCUGGUCCAACCGGCAUGCAGAACUCCACGGUAUCAAGAAGGACGAAGAAGGACAUGAUGAACCGGGCAAAGAAUUGGAAAGCGUUUCACCAGUAGCGCCUCCUAGUCGAUCUUAUGCGGACUUGAACCGUAACUGCUGCUACUUGUGUAUGCGCCAGUUCAAGUCCUCGGCUGAAGUCAACCGCCACGAACGACUGAGCCAGCUACAUCGUGACAAUCUCAACAAUGAAGAAAUGGUCACAAAAGCACUGGCAAAGCUUGAAAAACAUAAAAACGAUCAACCUACUACCGAAUAUCGGGAUCGAGCUAAAGAGCGCCGUCAAGCAUUCGGAAGCUCCCGACAGACUCAAGCCAAACCCAAACCCGCCGCACCUACGACGCAAGACAUUGAAGAGCCAGCAACUGCGCCAGCUCCAUCCAAAGGAGCAGCUCUUUUGAGUAAAAUGGGCUGGUCUGAAGGGUCUGGUCUGGGCGCACAGGGAACCGGUAUGACGACCCCGAUUGCGACAGAUGUAUAUGCUCAGGGUGUCGGACUUGGUGCACAAGGUAGUAAACUCGGCGAGGCGACUGAAGAAGCUGCCCGGAAUACGCGCGGUCGGUACGAUGAAUUUUUGGAAAAAACGAAAGAUCUGGCUAGAGAGAGAUAUGACCGGAUGUCUUGA